AUGAUUCUAAAUUUAUUAACACUCAGAAAAAUAAGAAAAAAAGGAGGAAGCUUUGGAGAAUGCUUGUUUAGUUUGUUUACGAGAUUCUUCGUCCAGAUCCGGUCGGUGAUCACCAAAGACUCCGGAAGCUCGCAGAGAGAAAUUGGGAAGAAAGAAGAAGAUCAGGACAAGAAUGUGCAAAAAAUCAAUAUGACAAAUGGUAGUCUCUUUUUUUUCUGA
This is a messenger RNA of Arabidopsis lyrata subsp. lyrata, 219 nucleotides long. RefSeq lists its product as uncharacterized. The record is from RefSeq and is a predicted model, not a curated record. NCBI's taxonomy places the organism in Eukaryota, Viridiplantae, Streptophyta, Magnoliopsida, Brassicales, Brassicaceae.